This is a messenger RNA of Daucus carota subsp. sativus, 3981 nucleotides long. RefSeq names its product ATPase family AAA domain-containing protein At1g05910. Bases 214 to 3840 code for a protein of 1208 amino acids. The record is from RefSeq and is a predicted model, not a curated record. Gene Ontology annotation, biological process: positive regulation of transcription by RNA polymerase II. Gene Ontology annotation, cellular component: nucleus. The transcript has 11 exons. NCBI's taxonomy places the organism in Eukaryota, Viridiplantae, Streptophyta, Magnoliopsida, Apiales, Apiaceae. Gene Ontology annotation, molecular function: ATP hydrolysis activity; chromatin binding; ATP binding.
AUAAAACUGUGGUCAAAGCCCUAACUCUCAGAGAGACUGGGAGAAAGAGGGCUUUACUCGUGUAAAUUCUCUUCUGUAUGCAUCAACAACAACAAAUUACAAGACAAAAGUAAGAGAAUCGAGGAAUUUGAAGAAGAAGAGAUUAGGGCACACUUCACUCUACUCUGUUUCCUGUGCAUGAUAAGACAUAAUUAGCAAGCUCGGUGACUGCCAAUGUAUUCAAAAGAGUCUGGUCAAGGUGAUGGGCCAGUGCGCACAAGUGAUAGAAUACGUAGAAGUCCAAAACAAUAUAGCCGUUUCGCUAAUUUCUAUACAACACAUAAAAAACAUGCUAAGCGAAAGAAGACUAGAACGAGGACUGCGGCUUCUCAAAUUGCAAAAAUCAUUGCUUCUGGGAAUAGAUCUGGGGUGGCUUUAUCAGCAAAUUCAGUUGCAACCAAUCUUCGUCGUUCUACAAGAAAAAGGAGGAUGACUGUUAAUCUAGAAGACUACACUGAUAGUUCUGGAACGGAGGAUAAUGAUAUGAUGACUCCCAGUUUUGGAAGGUCGAGGAGCCGGAGCAAUAAUAGGGCAAAUCAGGAUCAGUCAUUGCCUCGCCGUGAACCUCGUCGUGCAGGACUAAGACCUCGACGUGGAAGACCAGCUCCUAGAGAACAGGUAAAUUUAGAAUUUGUUGAUGAUGAAGAAGUUUCUUCAGAGGAGGAAAAGGUCAGCCAAGAUGGGGAAGAAAACAGGAAUUCGGAGGAUAAUGAUGUUGAUGACGGUGAGGAUGAGGUUGAUGGAGAUGGUGACCGCGAAGAUGAGGGCGAGGGCGAGGGCGAGGGUGAGGGUGAAGAUGAUGAUGAAGGUGAUGAAGGUGAGGAAGAUGGUGAUGAUGAAGAGGGUGAAGAAGAGCAGGAAGGCAGGAGAAGAUAUGACCUUCGCAACAGGGCAGAAGUACGCAGGCAUUUAGAGGAGAGUAAACAAAGGCCAAGAUCACCUCGAAGAGUUCUGCAGCAAGGAAUGGGGACUAAAGUUAGCAGGGAUGCGAGGAGAGGUGGAUCCAGAGUUCAUAAACGUCAUCGCUCAACCCGAGCUGAAGAUUCAGAUGACUCCCUUCUCGUGGAUGAGUUGGAUCAAGGUCCUUCCAUGCCCUGGGGAAGAGGUGGAAGCAGGGCUGGGCCACCUUGGCUUUUGGGGGGACUAGACAUGCACGGGACAUCUGCUUGGGGUUUAAAUGCUGCUGCAUCUGGUUGGAGUCAUCAGAAUGAUGCUAUUUCUAAUUUAACGUCUGGGAUUCAAACAGCUGGACCUAGUUCCAAGGGAGGAGCUGAUAUUCAACCAUUACAAAUUGAUGAAAGUAUAAGUUUUGAUGACAUAGGUGGCCUUUCUGAGUAUAUUGAUGCUUUGAAAGAAAUGGUUUUCUUUCCGCUGUUGUAUCCAGAUUUUUUUGCGAAUUACCACAUAACCCCCCCAAGAGGAGUCCUGCUUUGUGGCCCCCCUGGUACAGGAAAAACACUAAUCGCAAGAGCAUUGGCAUGUGCUGCUUCAAAAGCAGGGCAGAAGGUUAGCUUUUAUAUGCGGAAAGGUGCUGAUGUGCUUAGCAAAUGGGUUGGUGAGGCUGAAAGACAAUUGAAGCUACUAUUCGAGGAAGCUCAAAGAAAUCAACCUUCUAUUAUCUUUUUUGAUGAGAUAGAUGGACUAGCUCCAGUGAGAUCUAGCAAGCAAGAGCAAAUUCACAAUUCCAUUGUGUCAACCCUGCUUGCCUUGAUGGAUGGUCUUGACUCUCGAGGACAGGUUGUUUUGAUUGGAGCAACCAACAGGAUUGAUGCCAUUGAUGGUGCCUUGAGGCGCCCGGGUAGGUUUGAUCGCGAAUUCAAUUUUCAACUGCCUGGUUGUGAUGCACGUGCUGAAAUACUAGACAUUCACACUCGGAAAUGGAAACAGCCUCCUUCAAAUGAGCUUAAGUUGGAGCUUGCAGCUAGUUGUGUAGGAUAUUGUGGUGCUGAUCUAAAGGCUUUGUGUACUGAAGCUGCCAUUCGUGCGUUUCGUGAAAAAUAUCCCCAAGUUUAUACAAGCGAUGACAAAUUUGUGAUAGACGUUGAUUCAGUGGAGGUGGAAAAAUUUCACUUCAUCGAAGCCAUGUCAACAAUUACUCCUGCUGCUCACAGAGGUUCAAUAGUGCAGUCUCGCCCUUUAUCAUCAGUUGUUGCCCCAUGUCUACAGAGACAUUUCCAGAAAAUCAUGAGUACCAUAUCAGACAUUUUUCCAGUCGUAUCGAGUUCUGCAGAACUAAACAAACUGUCUAAGCUCUCAUACGGUUCUGGUGUUCCUCUUGUAUACAGACCUAGGCUUAUGCUAUGUGGUGGUGACGGUGUUGGGCUGGAUCAUCUGGGACCAGCAAUUUUGCAUGAGUUAGAGAAAUUUCCUGUCCAUUCUCUUGGUCUUCCAUCGUUACUUUCUGACCCUAGUGCUAAGACACCAGAGGAGGCAUUAGUGCACAUAUUUGGCGAAGCAAGGAGAACUACCCCGUCAAUACUUUAUUUACCUCAAUUCCAUCUUUGGGUGCAGAAUGCACAUGAGCAACUUAAGGCUGUCCUGUGGACACUUCUGGAGGAACUGCCAUCCGAUUUUCCAAUCUUAUUACUAGGAACCUGUUCACUUCCACUUGAUGAAUUAGAUUCGGAUCAUUUCUCAGUAUUUCCGCCACAUAAUGUCCAUGUCGUGCACGUACCAACAGAUGAGGACAGGUCUUUGUUCUUUGAUCGUUUGAUUCAAGCAGCGUUGUCAAUAUCAAAUGAUAGCAAAACAAAGAAUUCUCGAAAACCAGAUUCCUUGCCUGAACUACCCAAGGCACCAAAGGUGGACACUGGCCCCAAGAUCUCUGAGUUAAAAGUUAAGGCUGAAACUGAAGGACAUGCCCUUCGCCGGCUGCGGAUGUGCCUCCGGGAUAUUUGCAAUAGGAUCUUGUAUGACAAGCGAUUCAGUGCUUUUCAUUAUCCAGUCUCAGACGAGGAUGCACCAAAUUAUCGCUCAAUAAUUCAGAACCCCAUGGACAUGUCAUCUCUGUUGCAGCAUGUCGAUAGUGGGAAAUACAUCACCUGCAAAGCUUUUUUGGAGGAUUUUGACCUUAUUUUGAUCAAUGCAAAGAAAUAUAAUGGAGAUGAUUACAAUGGAGCUAGAAUUGUCAGUAGAGCUUGCGAGCUUCGGGAUACAGUGCAUGGAAUGUUGUCACAAGUGGACCCUGCAUUGGCUGCCUUUUGUGAGAAAAUUGCUGCAGAAGGCGGUCCAGUUUCCUUGCCUGAUGACUUGGGGGACUCUUUAAUCUAUCAAGCUCCUGUCGUUCAGAUGGCAACUAUGACUAGAGCAAGUGCCCGUCUUCGUAAUGUCCAGCCAGAGGUUAAUCUGGAUCAGAGCUAUGAAGCCCUGAAACGAACAAAGAAAACUUCUGAUGUUGCACCAACAGUUGAAACUGGAGAAGAGAAUUUAGUCCCCCAGGAAUCGGUGCAUUUAAAAUCCCAAGAACCUGAAAUUGUUGAUUUAAACCAAAGAGUAGAGAGCCCGGAUGCUGACAGUAAUCGGAUGGAAGCACCUCGUGAAGCAUGUGAAUCCAGAUCUCCUGAUAUUACCAUGUUUGAAGCUGAGGAUACCAGCAAAAUAGAGGAUACCAGCAAAAUAGAGUCCCUUAAGCAGCGUUUGGUGGAGCAUAGUGCAGAUUAUGGCAUUCCGCAGCUUGAAAGGCUCUAUGCUCGGGUUAUAAAAGGUGUCUUUGACGCUAAAACUGGUAAAAGUAAAGAUGUUAUUAAGGAAUCAAUUCUGAGCUAUUUGUUCAAGUUUGUUGAGGACAAAGCAAAUUUUUGAUAUGACAACAAUUUUAGUCCUGAUAGGAAUUUAUCUAAAUUAUAAACGUUGAAUCUGGUGGUCAAAUCAUUCAAUUUGUACAUCUGUACCUGACCAACUGAUCGGAAGUCAUUACAAAUAUGGAGAACUUUUUUCAUCUUA